Molecule: messenger RNA, 2670 nt
Organism: Aedes albopictus (Asian tiger mosquito)
Lineage: Eukaryota; Metazoa; Arthropoda; Insecta; Diptera; Culicidae
Exons: 2
Coding region: 1-2670 (889 amino acids)
Biological process (GO): DNA integration
Molecular function (GO): nucleic acid binding
Source: RefSeq, a predicted model, not a curated record
AUGCGUGAACUCCUGAAAGAUGAAUUGCGAAAGUUAGAGCGAGACGGCAUUAUCGUUAAGGAAAACCAGCACACUGAGUGGGUUAGCAACAUCGUUCUGGUUAAACGGGGUGGCCAAACGGGGUCAGUUCGUAUAUGCUUGGACCCUAUUCCACUCAAUAAAGCAUUGAAGCGUCCUCGGCUCCAGUUUACGACAAUCGACGAAAUUCUGCCAGAACUAGGCCGAGCGAAGGUGUUCUCUACAGUCGAUUUGAAGAAGGGUUUCUGGCAUGUACUCUUGGACGAGGAAAGCAGUCGGAUGACGACCUUUUGGACUCCUUUUGGGAGGUACAGAUGGGUUCGAAUGCCCUUCGGUAUAGCUCCAGCACCGGAGAUUUUUCAAGCUAAACUGCAGGAAGCAAUUCAGGGACUGAAAGGAGUUGAAUGUUUGGCCGACGACGUGCUAAUCUACGGCUCUGGAGAAUCUUUAAAGGAAGCGUUAGAGGACCACAACCGGAAUCUGAAGGAAUUGUGUAGGCGACUGGAAAGAAGCGACAUCAAGCUGAACCUUAGCAAAUUGAAACUGUGCGAAACAUCAGUCAAGUUUUUCGGGCAUGUUUUAACAAAUCAGGGUUUGAAGGCAGAUGAGAGCAAAAUAGCCACCAUCAAGGAGUUUCCAACGCCAACAGAUCGCAAGCAACUGCAGAGAUUCAUCGGCAUGGUGAAUUACCUCGGGCGCUAUAUCAGAAACCUCAGUGCUGAAAGCACAGAACUACGAAGAUUGAUUUCGGAAAGGGAAACUUGGACUUGGACGGCAGCAGAAGAGAAGGAGUUUAACCGAAUGAAGGCGAUAGUUGCGGAUGUGAAGUCAUUACAGUACUACGAUGUGAACCAGCCACUCGUGAUAGAAUGCGAUGCGAGUUCAUUUGGGAUGGGCGCUGCGGUGUUCCAGGAGAAAGGGGUCAUCGGGUAUGCAUCACGCACUUUGACAGCUACGGAGAAAUGUUACGCGCAGAUCGAAAAGGAGCUUCUGGCGAUUGUGUUCGCGUGUGCCCGAUUCGAUCAGUUAAUUGUGGGUAACCCGAAGACGAUACGGUACAAUCUGGAAUUGCAAUUUGUCACGGGUAAAGAGAAUGUUGUUGCUGAUGCCAUAUCAAGAGCUCCAUUGAACGAGAAGCAGCCCGGCGAUCUUUUCGAUAAGCGAGACAUCUAUCGUAUUUUCAACGAAAUAGAAUCGAUCAACAUGAGCAACUACCUCAGUAUCACUGACGAGCGACUGAACGAAGUGAUUUCAGAAACAAAGACUGACCCUACAAUGCAGAUAAUCAUUCAGUACAUCAAUCAGGGCUGGCCGUCUUCUGUCGAUAGAGUUCCGGACGCAGCGAAGGUGUACUUCAAGUAUCGCGACGAAUUGAGUACCCAAGACGGAAUCGUGUUUAGAAGUGAUCGAAUUGUUGUACCACACUCUUUGAGGAAGAUGCUUACGGAAAAAGUCCACCUGAGUCACAAUGGAAUUGAAGCGACUUUGAAGCUGGCCCGCGCAAACCUGUUUUGGUCAGGAAUGAACUGCCAGGUCAAGGAAGCUGUGAUGCGAUGCGAAAUUUGUGCGAAGUUUGCACCUUCACAACCGUCACCUCCAAUGAAAAGUCAUGCAAUCCCAGUACAUCCGUUCCAGGUCGUUUCUAUGGAUGUCUUUUUUGCAGAGUAUCUGGGAGAAAAGAAAAAGUUCUUGGUGACCGUAGAUCACUUUUCUGAUUUCUUUGAAGUCGAUAUACUCAAAGAUCUUACCCCGAAAAGCACAAUCAAGGUUUGCAAGGUUAAUUUCUCGCGGCAUGGCAGACCACAACUGGUUAUAACGGAUAACGGCACAAACUUUGUCAACGCAGAUUGGAAGCAGUUCGCACAAGAAUGGGAUUUUCAGCAUGCUACGUCGGCUCCACACCAUCAACAAGCGAACGGAAAAGCAGAGGCAGCGGUGAAGAUAACCAAGCGUCUUCUACAAAAGUCCAAAGAGUCGGGAGUCGAUUUCUGGUAUGCUCUUCUCCAUUGGAGAAACGUGCCGAAUAAAAUCGGAUCGAGCUCAGUAGCGCGCAUGUUUUCUCGAAGCACUCGGUGUGGAAUACCAAUGUCAGCAGAGAAUCUCAUCCCGAAGCCACAAAUCGGAGUUCCAGAAGCAAUAGAAGGCAACAGACGCAAGGCAAAGUAUCAUUACGACAAACGGACUCGUAAUCUGCCGACUUUGGAAACGAGGCAACCUGUAUAUGUGCAGCUUCAACCAGAGACUUCAAAGCAGUGGACACCAGCAAACAUUUGCAGCAGAUUGAAUGAGCGUUCGUACGUCGUUGAUGUAGAUGGCGCUCGUUAUCGGCGUGAUCUCGUAAAUCUCAAACCACGUAAAGAACCACCUGUAACGCCUUCCCAGCCAUCAUUGAACAAACCAAGCGCUCCUGACGAGGUACCGACAAUACCAGCGGAUACGUCAAUGGAUUCAACCAGUUGUUCUGCGGCCAACAAUUCAACGAGCAGUCAUGAAGGAUCACAGGAAACGCUUCGAAACGUUGCGGUAUCGUCAACAAGCAAGGCGGCAAAUGGGUCAUCUCGUAAGCAAACCAAUCAACCAGUGGACAGCGUCACCAGACCGAAAAGAACCUUGAGACUGCCGAGUCGUUAUCUUGAUUAUGAAAUGAAUUAA